Messenger RNA from Linum tenue, 735 nucleotides. NCBI's taxonomy places the organism in Eukaryota, Viridiplantae, Streptophyta, Magnoliopsida, Malpighiales, Linaceae. The record is from the annotation of a GenBank genome assembly.
AUGCAUUAUUUGUCGGGGAGGAGUGCGAACCUGGAUCCUUCCCUAUUUGCUGUUGUCUGCUGGCUUCUUUGGAAAAACAGAAACUCAUUUGUGUUCGAGAAACAUUUGGCCGCGCCAAGCCACCUCCAAGCCACCGCAAGGAGACUUCGACAGCAGAUUGAGGAGGCUUUGAGGUUGGAGGCCGAGGUCUUAUGGGGAAAUAAAGCUGGUGAGUGGAUCGGGGUUGGCUGGAAUCGUCCCCAACCGGGGUGGAGCUGUGUGAAUACGGAUGGAUCAGUGGAAUUGGCAUCACAGAGUUCGACGGCGGGAGGGGUUGUGCGAGAUGAUCAGGGCCAUUUCUUGGGAGCCUUCGCGAUGAACUUGGGCGGUGGGUCGAUCACCCGCGCCGAGCUAAUGGGGAUCCUCCAGGGUCUGCGGUGCGCUUGGGAGCUGGGAGUGCGGAAGGUCUUACUACAAACGGAUUCUCAAGCGGCGAUUCGGAUCAUCGAGGCGGCCACCAAUACACACCCUCACUACCAUAUUGUGUUGCAGGUGAGGAGAAUGGUGCAAUGCAACUGGGAGGUGCGGAUCGAGCACAUCUAUAGAGAGAGCAACAUGGUGGCGGACUUCUUGGCGUCGACAGGGCAUGAUUUGCUGGUCGAAAUUCAUCCGAUUCUGGCCCCUGAUCUGCGCCUGCAUUAUUGGUUACUCUUUGAUCUUGUAGGGAGUCAGACUCCCAGACUCGUUCCCCCUUAG